Molecule: messenger RNA, 3327 nt
Organism: Oncorhynchus gorbuscha (pink salmon)
Lineage: Eukaryota; Metazoa; Chordata; Actinopteri; Salmoniformes; Salmonidae
Product: homeobox protein Dlx1a-like
Exons: 3
Coding region: 1345-2112 (255 amino acids)
Biological process (GO): cell differentiation; negative regulation of transcription by RNA polymerase II; embryo development
Molecular function (GO): RNA polymerase II cis-regulatory region sequence-specific DNA binding; DNA-binding transcription factor activity, RNA polymerase II-specific
Source: RefSeq, a predicted model, not a curated record
GUGACAGUAGGGAUGACCAGGGAAGUGAAUUGGACAAUUUUCCAACAUUGCAUGUUAGGGAAAAAUGUAUGGAGUAAAAAGUACAUUGUUUUCUUUAUGAAUGCAGUGAGGUAAAAGUAAAUGUAAUCAAAAAAAUAUGAAUAGUAAAGUAAAGUACAGAUUCUCCUCAAAACUACUUAAGUAAUACUUUCAAGUGUUUUCUACUUAGCUGGCUAUAGCCUAUAUGGAUCAAUGUUGCAGAGAAACAGCCCAAUGGUUUUUACAAAUAUCAAGGUUAAGUAAGUAUUCCUUUUCACAACAAUAUUUUAAGCAUGAAACAUAGGUUAGUCAUUGCUUGAAUUUAUCAAUUCAACCAGGACUCAGAUAUUUGAGACCAUGAGCCAUUGCGAGUGUUAAAUAUAUGUUUAAUUAUGCGUAUGAAAAUUAAACAUUAGUGUUAUGCUAAUUCAUCUUGCUUCAGCUGUGGCUCAGAGCACUUGAGACUGGCAUUUGAUCAAAUAGACCUGUAAGUAAUAUAUAUGUGCAUGUGAACACCAAAAGACUCUGUCAAUAAUUAGUAAAUCUAUUACAGUUUGUUUUGAGAUAUCGAAACAAUAUCUAAUGAGAAAUAAAACAUAACUUUUCUGUUAAAUAGGCCUAUAACGCCUCAAAGUUACACUUCAAUGUAUUCAUACUGCUAUCUCUGAACAUUAUUAUGUUUUGUUGUAGUGCGAUUCAUUUGUAUGAAACAGUUCUUAAACGAGAAUAAUUUGCGAAUCUUAACACAGGCUGUUUCUUAAUGUUUAAGUGAACAACAGGCCUAUCGAUACAACAGGAUCUAACCAUAGCCUACUUGUGAUUGACAAUAAAAUAGGCUAUUUCUUUAUAAGAAACAAUUUUAUUAUUAUUAUUAUUGUUAUUAUUAUAAAAUAGGCUGGAUUUAAUUGUGUGUUGUUUAUUUUAAAGCAGAUAUUUAGGAUUUCAGUGUCUAUUUUGCUAAUACCUUUCUCUGCUACCUAAGCAAUAUUUUUUUAUUGACAUCUCCGGGCUGAAUCUCAGGUUUUGUUGUUUUUCUUGAGUUUAUCAGGUCCAAAGGACCCAACCUCAGGAUCGCCAAUCGGCAUCAUUCUUGGAUAGAGUGGACCAAUCAGCGACCGUCUUUGAUGAAUAUUCAUGAUCCCUGAUUCAAACCUUUGAGCGAGUUUGUCUAGACCCAGUGCAUCAUACCUAGACUUUUCACAGAGACAAACUACAUUUUCUUAUGAAUGGAAAGAGAAAAAAUCAGUACAGCUUAAAUUGGGAUCCAUCCUUCACUGAGAUCAUAGAAGAAAACAAAAAAGGAAGAGGAGAGAUCCGCCAGAAGAGAUGACAAUGACUACAAUACCAGAAAGUCUUAAUAGCCCUGUCACAGGAAAACCCGUUUUCAUGGAAUUUGGGCCACCGAGUCAACAAAUGUCGCCUUCCUCAAUGUCUCACGGACACUAUUCCAUGCACUGUUUACAUUCUGCUGGUCAUACUCAACACGAGAGCUCGUACAGUCCAGCCUCAUCUUUUCCUAGAUCUUUAGGUUAUCCAUACGUUAACUCCGUCGGCAGCCAUUCCUCAAGUCCAUAUCUCAGUACAGUGCAGUCGUACCAAAACAGCUCGGCACUAACACAGACACAGUUAGAAGAUACAGCACCAGAGACAGAGAAGAAUACAGUUGUAGAAGGCGGAGAGGUACGGUUCAAUGGGAAAGGGAAAAAGAUUCGCAAACCAAGGACUAUCUAUUCCAGUUUGCAGCUACAGACUCUAAACAGAAGAUUUCAACAAACUCAAUAUUUGGCACUGCCAGAGAGAGCCGAGCUGGCAGCUUCAAUGGGACUCACGCAAACACAGGUAAAGAUUUGGUUUCAAAAUAAGCGAUCGAAGUUCAAGAAGCUGAUGAAGCAAGGUGGUGGAACAAUUGACAACAACACUUUAGCCCAGUUUAAUGGUCGCAUAUCUUCGACUGGCUCUCCGGUAGCACCGGUUUGGAGCUCACCGACCACGGUGAAAACAUCCGUGGGUACACCAGGGUCUUACAUUCCAAGUUACACCUCAUGGUAUCCAACUGCACACCAAGAGUCUAUGCAGCAACCGCAACUCAUGUGAACAUAACAGUGAGCUAAAAGACCUGCCCCGCCCUCUAUACUAUCAUGGCCCAUAUCAGGAGAUUUUGGGUCAACCACCCAGCGUGGCCUUGCACUGUCCCGCUGCAGCCAUGCACAGAUGUAAUCCGGAGUUUGCUCCCAAAGUUGCCAGCUGACAUGUCGGCCUCCUCAUGCCGAUCGACGGGACAGAGAACAAGAGCCCUGUGAGCCGAGGGACUGAAAAAGGCACCGUUCUCGCCCGAGGGCAACAAGUCCUUUCAUGUCACCGACAGACACCGGAAAUUGUUAUGAAAAAUGGGUCCUCAAGCUGCUCUUAUUAUCUUUUGUGACAUUUUAAUAGGCUAUGUGUUAAAGUAAAUAUAUUGAGCUGUAACAAGUCAGUGAGAGUAGGCUAUAUUUAUGUAUCCUAUGUUUGAUUUUAAGAUUUGCUUAAUUUCUUAUCCCAAUUAUGAUUUUUUUUAAAUGGCUUAUGAAGCCGCACGUUUCCAAGUAUGAGAUGUAGGUCAUGCAUCUCCAACGAAGGUCAACAUAGUGAUUUGACCAUCACCUUAAAACCUUGCUUUCAAACAGACAAAACUACCACUGGUCUACAAUGUAACUUUGACCAACGAAUGUAGGCCAAUCCAAUUAAGAGUCGUAUCAUUUUGAUGGGCAUGGAAUGGAAUAUCGAGUCCGUCCCUUAGUUCUUUCCUGCGCCAUUGCGCUAGCCACAUGUUGCUACCAUGCUGUUUUGUGUGUUAAUUUAAGUUAAAUUAUUUAGUUUUUUCAAAGUCUGUGUGUUUAUUUAAUAUGCAGGUGUGUUUGACUUAUGAAACGACAACAAAGUGUCGUAAAUGCUGCUCUAAUGCAAGCAAAACUCCUCUUCUACGACGGAGCCCCAAACAUUAUGUGAAAAAAAGUUUAAAUGGCUAGUGGCUGCUUGAGAAGAGCACUAAGUUGAUCCCGAAGAUGAACAUAUGGUUUGUCAUUGUUUGUUAUGUGUUGCGCGGGUGGAUGUACAUAAGGACAAGAUAUAAUAUGAUUUUUUUCAGCUUUGGUUUGUGCUGUAGCCUAAUGAUACAUUGUGAAAUAGGGUUUUUGUGUGUUCAUUAAGAUGAAUGUGUUAAGCAGUCUAUAGAAAUAUUUAGUUUUGUAUUGAUCAAUUUAAUUUAUUGCUUUGUUUUAUUGAAGUUAUGUACAUAUUGUUGAAAACAGUAAAAAAAAGUAUGAUUUAAAA